AUGUGGCCAUGGAGUUGCAGGUUGAUCUAAAAGAUGCACAAAAAUAUUUGGAGGUCAGUACAAAUGUAGAUAUUUUUUUCUGUUCUGACUAGCAGGACUAGCGUGUAGCUUCCUGUUGAUAAGGACUUGUGCUCAGCAUUUAUCACUCAUGAACAACGGGAAGCAUUUUUGAACAGUCUGACCACCAUUCCUCUUAUAUUUAGACCACUGGCUGCUUCUGUUACCAGUAAACCAGAUAAGCUCCUCAUUAGUUGAUGAGCUCCUCCCUCCUCAACCCCAGUGGCCCUCUGCUCCUUUGAAUUCCUCCUGCAUGGCAUCAGGUCUCCGUGGAGAUGGGCGGGGACUUGGCUCCACACGCUACAGCUGGAGGUGGAAAUGGCAGACAGGCGCACCAGAAGCAUGAAGAGCUCAAAUCUGAGCAGGACGGCGGUGAACCGAGCCUCCAUGAUUGCUUUACAGCUCCAGGGCGAGUCUUCCAAGUUGCUGGAGCUCUAUAUACAGAAGGAGAGCUUUCCUGAUAAUGUGACCGACGCCCGUCUGGUUGUGGUCCCUCCUCCUUCCUCUCAGCUGGACGCCAGAGACAAGCUGUGGCGCCUCCACUCUGCUCUGCUGCAAACCCAAAGCUUGUUGGAGAGAGCCAUCGCCAAAGAGGAGGAGGAACUUGGCGGCGGGGUAAAGGGGGAGUAUGAGAACCAGAGGAAGAUGGUGAAGGGAAGGCUUUCUAUCCUCCUCCUCAGCACUGGAAACCUCCUCAAAGCUGUGGAUGGAGCUGCCAGUUUGACCCCCAGCCUGGAGGGGUCAGAGUUGGAUGGUCCGACCACUCUGUUUCAGCUGAAGCUGUGGCUGCUCCAGGUCUUCAGAGAGGUGCACCACUGGAGCAAGGCGGCCGCAAACACCCUCCAAGAGCUGCUGGGGAAGGCUGCUGAGGAGCGGAGCAGCACCACCCGGGUCAGGAGCACGAGAAGUGCUCGACGAUGAGAUGGGGACAGGAGGGAGGGUGUCUGUGGCAGGAAUGACUGAGCAGGUCAGAACAGAAAAAGGAUUCAAGAGACACGAAAAAAUAGAAAGUUGCUCAGAAAAGGAGGAAUGAAUGAGUCAGAGAGUUUUUGUGUAUUUAUUUAUUUUGAGGGAGGGAACCAGGCAAUUUUGAAAGUGAAGAUAUAAAGUUUCUUGCAUAGUCUUCCUUAAAGAGAAUUAUCUUUCCUUACACGAUGUUAUAUGAUAUUUAGUAUUAUUUUUGAGUGCAGCACUUCCUUCAAACACAUGCAUAGGAUCUUCUUAUGCAAUCCUUCAAACUAUAUGUUUACAUUUGCUGCUGUACUUUCUGCCUUUACUGUACUGCUGAGUACAGAGAAUGUUUUUCAACAGUGAAACAGCACCCUCUAGUGGUUACAUUGCACUGUUACUUCAAUCCAUGCCGUUAUUUCACCACAUUUUUUUAAGAGACAUAUAUUUCACCUGUUUAUGCAAAGUUUAUUUUAAAAAAAUUAAGUAGCCGGAUAUAUUUAAAAAAUGUAUUAUUACUUCAGGAUAACAUUUUACAGCUGCUUAAGUUAAAAUCCCAUCAAACCUGAGUACAUCAUCUUUUUGGGAGCCAAAUUCAAUGACAGCUAUCCGAGUUGAAAUUGGUUAACCCUUAUAUUGUUGUUCAGGUCAAAGGAAAACCUAUAGUAACGCUGUAUUGUAUUAACAAUGUAAUUAUAAUUUCACUAAUAAAUUUUACAGUAUGUGAACUGCAACAGAUUAAUAUAAAUACCUUCAAAACACAUAUGCAGAUUAUUAAUGUCUAGAUUUGUAAACCAUGUGAACUUGAAAUUGAAUUGAAACGAAUUGAAUACAGAGGAUUGAAAACACACAAAAAAAAAAA
Molecule: messenger RNA, 1867 nt
Organism: Oryzias melastigma (Indian medaka)
Lineage: Eukaryota; Metazoa; Chordata; Actinopteri; Beloniformes; Adrianichthyidae
Gene: cntf
Product: ciliary neurotrophic factor
Exons: 4
Coding region: 376-978 (200 amino acids)
Biological process (GO): ciliary neurotrophic factor-mediated signaling pathway; negative regulation of neuron apoptotic process
Molecular function (GO): ciliary neurotrophic factor receptor binding
Source: RefSeq, a predicted model, not a curated record